This is a messenger RNA of Linderina pennispora, 713 nucleotides long. RefSeq lists its product as uncharacterized. The record is from RefSeq and is a predicted model, not a curated record. The transcript has a single exon. Lineage: Eukaryota; Fungi; Kickxellomycota; Kickxellomycetes; Kickxellales; Kickxellaceae. Bases 218 to 583 code for a protein of 121 amino acids.
CUGGUCGCUGCACUGGCAAGUUUCCUUGACCCGGUACACCGGUCACGCCUCCAGGGCGACUGCGCAUUCGGGAGCAUCCAGAUCGGGCCUUGGCUGCGCGCCAAAUCCAACGGCGGCACAGAAGCUGGGUGCUCUAUGGGAGCCAGCAGCGGCACGCGCGCCACUACCGGGGUCUGCUCGGGGACAGCUGGUGUGCUCUGGUGCAAGUAGAUAAGCGAUGAUGCAUUUGGCAAUGGCUUGUGGCCCUUGCUUAGGCGCUCGACAGUGGCGGCCACGGCUGGCAUGGGCUCGGGCGCCGCGCAGAACACAGUGGGUCCCUUUGAGCCGACACAGAGAUGCGUGGUGGGGCAGAAUGCCUCGACCCAGCUGCCCUGGACGCACUUUAGGUACCGGGACGAGAGGCCAUUGCCGUCAGCGCAUAUUACUGUGUGUGCGGGGCACGGCGAUUUGGGCAGGUUGGCGAUGGACGGGUAUGCAGCAAUCAGUGAUGGCAGCACUAGACACAAUGCGAGUGAUGUGCAUGCUGGAUGUUUUUUUUUUCACGGAGUGUGGUGUUUACCGAACGAAAUAUAGGUGUAUCUGAGAUCCCCGCUUGGAUAUGCAAAUGUAGCAAAUGGCGACUGAUUGUUCUGAAGCGGAACCUGGAAAUCUAGGACAUGGAAAUAAUCGGGUUGAGACGCUUUGGCCAAAAUAGGGAAGAAGGCGCGGCAGAC